AUGCUUCCCCACGGCCGCAAAGACUCCAAGUUCGAUUCCAAGUCGAAGCUGUACCAGCUCAACGAGCUUGCCGAACUCUACAACUGCAACAAUGUGCUCUUCUUCGAGGCGCGAAAGGCGCAGGAUCUAUACAUGUGGAUGAGCAAGGUUCCUAACGGUCCUACCGUCAAAUUCCACGUUCAAAACCUCCACACCAUGGAAGAACUACACUUCACUGGAAACUGCCUCAAGGGCUCGCGACCUAUUCUCUCCUUCGACGCCGCCUUUGACCAAGAUCCCUACCUCCAAGUUAUUCGCGAACUCUUCCUCCACACCUUCGGCGUCCCGCAAGGCGCGCGGAAAUCCAAGCCCUUCAUAGACCAUGUCCUCGGCUUCACAUAUCUUGACGGCAAGAUUUGGGUGCGAAACUACCAGAUCAACGAAGUCGACACGACAGAAGCUCCCAAGGAGGGUGAGGAGGCCGAAGAGGACAAGAAGCAGAAGAAGCACAAGGCCGGCAGCAAAGACACAGACAUUAGCCUAGUGGAGAUUGGCCCGCGGUUCGUCCUGACGCCAAUUGUGAUACAAGAAGGUUCGUUCGGUGGGCCGUUGAUCUACGAGAACAAGGAGUUCGUGUCGCCCAACCAGGUCAGGUCGGAUUUGAGGAGGCAGAAGAUGGUGAAGCACUCCGCGAGGGCAGAACAGGUGGUGGAGAGGCAGGCUAAGAAGCGGGAUCUGGGAUUACGAUCGGACAGCCAACAGAAGCCCAAGGAUGAACUCGACACGAAGAUGCUCUUCGCUUAG
This is a messenger RNA of Scedosporium apiospermum, 783 nucleotides long. RefSeq lists its product as uncharacterized. The coding region runs from base 1 to 783 and encodes 260 amino acids. The record is from RefSeq and is a predicted model, not a curated record. The transcript is spliced from 2 exons. Gene Ontology annotation, biological process: ribosomal large subunit assembly; rRNA processing. NCBI's taxonomy places the organism in Eukaryota, Fungi, Ascomycota, Sordariomycetes, Microascales, Microascaceae. Gene Ontology annotation, cellular component: nucleolus. Gene Ontology annotation, molecular function: rRNA binding.